ACACGCGCACCCAUUGCCAACAUGAAGGCGGAUAGGGGACCCUCUGCCAUUGGAAUACAAGAAUAAAACUUGUAAUUUCAAGAGGUAGCGAAUCCCCAAGCCUACGAAAAUAGAUGCGACACCGAAUAAAUAUUUUGGCCCUGCAGAAUGUCCAAGAUCAGGCGGAAGGUAACAGUGGAGAAUUCUAAAACCAUAUCUGACAGCAACAACAGCAGCCAGACCGCCACCCCCUCUCGCCGGCCUAGCGUGUUCGAAAGACUCGGCCCCAGCACUGGUAGUAAUGCUGUCGAGGUGUGUACCUCUACACCUGCAUCUAACCCCCUGACAGAUACAACACAUGCAUGUCCCGAGAAGACUCAUUGUAGAAAUUGGUUAAAGACUGGGAACUGCAGUUACGGCAACACUUGUCGCUACACACAUGGAACUCAGCCACGAGGCAAAGGAUUCAGUGGAUCUUUUAGCAGGUCAGCGGAGAGACCGACCGGCGAUCUGCGGGAGAGGAUGAAGAAUAAGAGACAGGAUGUUGAUUCAGAUGCUGCAAAGAGAGAUCCAGAAGAGACUACGUCCCCUACAACCAGACAGCGAGACCCUUCCCGUGGACGCCACAGGGAGAAGGAAGACAUAAAAAUCACUAAAGAGAGAACACCUGCCAGCGAAGAAGAGCCCGCCGACUGGGAAGCCAACCGUGAAGACUCUGACAACGGUGACUACGACUACGAAUUAUCCCUAGAGAUGAAGAGACAGAAGAUACAGCGAGAGCUCAUGAAGCUGGAGCAAGAGAACAUGGACAAGAGAGAGGACAUUGUUAUCAAAAAGGAGGAACCAACAAGCAAAACUAGGAACAGUAGCAUAUCCAAGACUUCCCCGGAGCGUUCCAGCUCUAAAGGCUCUCCGUCUUCCCGGAAGUCCGCUGGAUCUCCUAAACACACCAAAGGAGCUAAAGCUUCCGGCUCUGGGAAGAAGGAGAAGAAGACUUCUGUGUCGUCCCCUGCGUCCGACACUGUUCUGGCCCCGGCCAGAUCUUCCAAGGGGGGCCACGGGAAAAAAAAAGGGCCCCGGACCCCUAGCCCCCCCCCUCCUCUUCCUCCCCUGGAGAACACUGUAGUGGUAUCGGGAGGUAAGAAGCACAAAGCCAAGCACAAGAACAAGGAGAAGUCGGUUGAGAAGCCGUCUAAGGAGGGCAAGGAGCGGGGAAGAGAUACGGAGAAACACAAGGAGAAGAAGGAGAAACGCAGGGACCGGUCAGACAGCUCCCACAAGGCCAAGCGGUCAGUGACCUCUCAGGACCGUUUUGGCAGCAUCUCCUCCCCUUCCAGAGACCGAGAGAUGUCCCCCUUGGGCCGGAAGAACAAGUCCCUCUCCCCCAAAGCGGUGUCCCAGAAAACCCCCAUGGCUGCCUCUCCCCGACACAGGUCUCCCACCCCUCCUCCGCGCCACCAGCGUACCCCCACCCCCCCCCGGCACCACUCCCCCUCCUCCCACUCGGGCUCUUCUGCCCAGAGACACUCCCCUUCCCCCCGCCGGCGCCGCUCCGCAUCACCUGCCUACGCCAACCGCGAGCCCCCGUGUGCCUCCCCCCCUCCUAGCCAGAGGCGCUCCUCCCGCUCCCCGGGGGCCUCGCGGGUCACCUCCUCGCCUCCGAGGACAAGGAGCCCCGGUGGGCGGAACCACUCUCAGGGCCGCGAGAGGGGACGUAGCGAGAGGGAGAGGAGCCCGCUGGCCCAGGAGCGCCGUCACGAGCGCAGAGACGAGAGCCGCAGCAAGCGAGAGAAGGACGGCUGCCGCGAUGACCGGGACUAUGACGCUCUGGAAACGAGCUCGUCGCGUGAGGACCGAGAGCCUCGAGAGGGGCGGGAGCGCCGGAGCGACGCCCGCAGCGACCGACGAGGAGACAUCGCCGGUAUCUCCAGGGACGCUCCCCGGGACAGGGACCGAGACGCCGUCCGGGACACCAAGGACUCCGGCCGGGAACCCAGAGCUACGGAGACGGCGGCCGCACGCUCCGGCCGGGACUCUCUGGAGUACCGGGACAGAGAGAGGGAGAGAGACAAGGAGCGGGAGAGAGGAGAGAGGGAGAAGACUGACCGGGACAGGAAGGAGGAGGCUGUCUCAGAAGAGGGAAGGAGCUAUGGGAGGGGCCAUGGGAAAGAGGAAGGGGGCAGGACUGAUGGAAGAGGGGAGGUACGUGGCGAGGCAAGGACAGAAAGCCGAGCAGAAAGACCUGGUCGGGGGCGGGGCCGCGGAACUGAUGGAUCUGACAAAGGUUCCUCCGCAUCCACCCGGAACUCUCGAGGCUCCCAGUUGGAGAGCACACACGACAGUUGGGAAUCGCGAAGCAGCGGCUUUCGCGAGAGGAGCUCCGAGAGGGCGGCCGAACGCGUGGCUGAGCGAGGACCUGCGGAGAGAGACCGGUAUGACGGAGAAAGGAGAGGUGGGGAGCCGGCCACUGGGAGAGACUCGUCUUAUGACCGUAGAGGUGGUCACACCGACCGCAGAGAAAACCGGGAGAGAGAUCAAAGAGCGCCCUCUCCUGGUCGUCAUCCGGCCAGAGGAGAAGAUCCGGAGAGGGAAGAGACCAGGGGGAGGGAAGAACGCAGGGGAGAAGAGAGAGGAGGGGACAGGAGAGAGGACAGGAACCGAGAGAGGGAAAGGGAGAGGGAAAGAGAGAAGGAGCGGGAGAGGGAAAGGGAGAAGGAAAAGGAGAGGGAGAAGGAGAGGGAGGCUGAACGGGAAAGGGUCCGGGAGAGAGAGAGGGAGCGGGAACGGGAGAGGGAAAGGGAGAGGGAAAAGGAGAGAGAACGGGAACGGGAGAGGGGGGAACGGGAGAGGGAGGAGAGGGAGAGAGAGAGGGAGGAGAGGGAGAGAGAGAGGAAGGAGCGGGAGAGAGAACGAGAGAGGGAGAGGGAGCGAGAGAGGGAGCAAAGAGAGAGAGAGAGGCAGCGGGAAUGGGAGGAGCGAGAGAAAGGACGGGAAGAACGGCGUGAACGGACGAGGGACGAGCCAAGGGAUGAGCGCUCCAUUAGAGAUGCUCACGAAGACCGCAAGACCAGCCGAAAGAGGCAUCGCGUGGAGAGCACCCCCAGUCCGACGCGGCCCUCCCCGAAACGAGUUCGUGACACCACCCCUGCAGACAGCGAUGGCUACAACAGCUUGGAGGAGAAAAGUGGUGAGAAACACCGGUUGCUGAGUCAGGUGGUGCGUCCGUCCCAGGACCCUCUCCUCCGUUCCCCUCCCAGCGCCCCUGUGGCGGAGGACGCCAAGCCCAGCCGCUGGAAGGACGAGGACCGCCGCGGUGGGGACAAGAGGGAGGGGCGGAGCCGACGAGACGAGGAUGCCGACUCCCGCGGAGACCGUGGAGGAGUAGCCAGAGGGGAGAGGCGAGGCGAGAACCCAUCAGAUAGCAGCACUUCUGGCUCAGACUCCAGGAGAGGCAAGGAGCGGGACGUCCGGGAGCCCAGCCCGCCCCCUCCGCCUGUGGCACUGGUCCUUGAGGAGAGGGAAAGGGAACCCCCACCCCUGUUGGGUCAUGAGGAGGUCAAGAAGAAGACCAAGUCCCAGAAGAAAGUCCAGAAGAAGGGCAGGAAGGAGGAAGAGGUGGGAGGAGGUGCCUCUGGAGCUCCAGAGAGGUUUACAAAUCCAGAGCCCCCCUCCUCGUCCCCCCCCCCACCCCCUCUCCUCUCUCCCCGCAAGGCGACCAAAAAGAAGACGCUCGACAAGAAGAGGAAGCGCUCCCGGGGCGGGGACUCGGACGCGUCGGAGGAGGAACUGGCCUCCUCCCGUCUUCCCCCCGGCAAGAGGAACAAGAGGGGACCCCGGACGCCGCCGCCAACGUCCAAGGAAGACCUGCCGUCCCAGAGGGCCGUGCCACAUCCCACCACCGAGCCCCUGCCACAGCCAGUCAAAAUGGACGCCAACUUCAGCGACUGGUCUGAUGAGGACGUGCUGGAGCGCGGCGGUGAAUUGGCAGCUGUCACGGCACCGCCUAUGGUUUCUGCUGAGAGGAUCUCCACUGAAGUUCUCCUCAGGCGAGGAGGUCCGAGGGGAGGCAAGGAGAGGGACAGGGUCGUACCCCCACCCAUAGCCCCCCUGCUCUCCCAGACCCCCCCGAUGCUUCUCCAGACUCCCCAGCCCCUCAUGUCCCAGACCCUUCUGAGGAAGCCUCUGGAGCAGAAAAGGAGCAGCAGUAUAGGCAGCAACCAAAGCCGGGCGUCCUCCAGACGUCUCCGCUCGCCCUCCAACGAGUCAUCCCACAGAGACGACCCUCAGCCUGGCCAGGGACCAGGCCGAUCCAGAAGAGGACGCCAGCUCCAGGGUGGCAACUCCCGAGACCGGGAACGAGAGCGGGAGAGAGAAAGGGAGAGGGAGCGUGCUGAGCGAGAGAGGGGGUCGGCAGUGACUGAACUGCCAGUGGCCAGGGGAGAAGAGAGGAAGUCUCGCAUUGACCAGCUGAGGAGAGGAGAGCCCAGUCGAAGCACCUCCUCAGACCGCCAGGACUCACGUAGCCACAGCUCCAGGCGAAGCUCCCCCGAGUCAGAGCGCCAGGUUCACUCCCGGGCCGGCUCGUACGACAGCCGGGAGAGGGAGCGUGAGAGGGAACGGGAGCGAGAACAGUUUGAAAGGGAGCGCGAGCGUAAGGAUCUCCGUCAGCAACAACCGGGAACUUUGGGGCCUCUACUCCCCCAACAGGGACAGCUGAGAGACUGGGAUCCCGAGGGGCCGCGGGAGUGGGGUGGAAGGGGCCGCGAGCCCCUCAUGCGAGGUGGGAACCGAGAGCAAAUGAGGGAGCGCGACCUUCGCGACAUGCGGGGCGAGAGGGAGCGGCUUUUGCCCGAGAGCCUCCUGCAGCAGCACGAGCGCGAGAGGGACCGCGAGCAAUUCGGUGGAGGCAACCGGGGUGGCGACCACGGCAACGACCGAGAGCGGGAGAGGAUGCUUCUGAUGGACCUCCCGCCACACGGGGAUCCCAAAAACAGACCCGAUUUGAGGGGGGACAUGAGGGGGGACAUCCGAGGUGAUGGGAGGGGGGACUUGCGGAGCGAAAUGAGGGGGGAGAGACCAGACUUGAGAGGGGACUUGCGACCCGAUAUGAGGGGGGAGAGACCAGACUUGAGAGGGGACUUGCGACCCGAUAUGAGGGGGGAGAGACCAGACUUGAGAGGGGACCUGCGACCCGAUAUGAGGGGGGAGAGACCAGAUUUGAGAGGGGACUUGCGACCCGAUAUGAGGGGGGAGAGACCAGAUUUGAGAGGGGACUUGCGACCUGAUAUGAGGGGGGAGAGACCAGACUUGAGAGGGGACUUGCGACCCGAUAUGAGGGGGGAGAGACCAGACUUGAGAGGGGACUUGCGACCCGAUAUGAGGGGGGACAUCCGAGGUGAAAUGAGAGGGGAUAUGCGGCCAGACUUGAGAGGGGACUUGAGACCCGAUAUGAGAGACAACCGCGCCGAUUUAAGAGGCGGGCCAGAUAUGAGACUGGACUUGAGACCUGAUCAUAUGAGGCAAGAUAUGAUGAGGGGUCUUCAGGACAGGGGUCUUCCGGACAGGGCUGAGUACUCUCCCCUGCUCCCCAGAGAAGCCUUUGGACACGGCGCCUUGGAGCUGGACAAACCUGGCAACAGCCAUCACCCUCUGCUAGCAGAGCCACGAGAACCAGAGAAACAGGACAGCAUUGAGGACGAGGAUGAUGCCAAGGCGGACGAUGCCGGCUCAAUGGUGUCUGGCGGUGAGGAGUAUGAGCCGAUCAGUGACGACGAGCUGGAUGAAAUCCUGGCGGACAGCGCCCAGAAGAAAGAGGACGGACAGGACGAGGAGAAGGCCCCAGGACCCCUGGACGUCAUUGAUGUGGACUGGUCCAGCCUGAUGCCCAAGCAGAAGCAGGAGCCCCGCGCAGCAGGGGCAGCUCUUCUCAGGUUCACCCCCGGGGCGGUGUUGCUCAGGGCGGGCGUCUCCAAGCGUCUGGCCGGGCCAGAGCUCAUGGAGAAGGUCAAGGAAGUCUGCAAGAAGGAACUGGAUGACCCUAAAGAUGCUGACAAGCUGUUUGAGCAUGACCUGGGAGCACUGAACAUGGCAGCCCUGAACAGAAAGGUGGAGAGGGCUGGCCUGCUGAGGAACCUGGGCCCCUGCUGCAAAGCCCUCUGUGCCCGCAGGGACAUGGCCAUCCGCAGGCAGCUGCUCAAGAAUGAAAAGGGCCUGACCAAGCAGAUGUACCCCAGUGUCCCUCUAGUGGACAGCGAACUCCUCCAGCUCAGCGUGCGUCUCUUCAAGAAGACUGUAGCCGCGGCCAGCAGCAACCAGCCCGCAGGGCCUGACAAGGCCGACACCGUACCAGUGGUCAGACCUGGUACACCACAGCCCACCGAGGUGUGUGUUUCCUGAGAGCAAGAGAAGGGGCUUAUGGGUAAAACCGAAACGAUGCAUGAUGAAACUGAUCUCUGAUCAGGAAUUUUAAUCGGGUUUGAAAACUAAGCCCCUCCCCCUAACUCUAAGCCCCCCGAUUCUCUGCUUUAGACUUUUUAAUCAGUGGAAGAAAUCAAACAAAUUGCUGAAACUUUGUCAAAGUCAGCAGUCCUGUCCUUUUAGAAGAUUUAUAUGAUUGAUCGACAAGUACUGCACAGCUUCUCCCAAAGAGACUACUGGAGACGCUAGCCAAUGGGGAUUGAUAGAAGCCUUGUCUGUACAUUGAACUGUUAAUGAAUAUUUUGCAGUAAAGACAUACAUACACUGCAUUACCCUGAAUGACACAUUGUUCAUUUUCUUUUUUUGUGAUUGGAUAUUUUAGUCAAGCAGUGUUUUUUUGUGGAGUCUUUUUAAAUGUCAAGGUGACAAUUCUCCCUUUAUAAUGUUGUUUCUUUUGUUUCUUGUGUUGUGCAUUGGUUUCUAAGACUGUGCAUUAAACUGGUUAGUUGUUUCAUUUGUAGUGGCUCCAAUCCUUGGUUGGUGUGGUUAAAUCAUAGUGUCAUAUCUGGCUUGGCACCAUUUGUUCGCCGGACAUUAGUGGCACAAAUGGCAACCUAUGCUCUGUGUAGUCCACUUCAUUUGACCAUGGUCCAUAGGGCAUUGUUGGCCAAAUGUUUUAAAGUCUUUGAGUGACUUCUAUGAAUGUUACUGUGGUUGUAGUACCUCAUCAUGGCAUGAAUACAUUUUGCUGUACUUCAAAUGAGCUCAGGAUUAAAGGGAUAGUUGAAGGUUUACCCAUCAUCUACUUCCUCGGUCAGCUGACCUUGUGGAUUCUUUAUGUACAGUGUCAAUGUCCAGCAUGGUGGGCAUCCGAGGUGGUUUUGUUAAUUCAUGCUAAUUAGUGGUUAGCACAAUGUCUGGAAGUGUGUAGAAAUUGCCGGCAUUUUUAGUUGUUCCCAAAGAACAACUAAAAAUAGCUACUUAGCUAUUGCAAAGUCUUCUAAUUGCAAUUUCGUUCUAACUGCAUGCCGAGACAAAACAUUUCAGUCUGGUUACCAUAAAGGGCCUCAUCGCCAAAUCUGAAAAUAUUUGUUCAAAGUCACCUAAUACCCUGAACAACACUUCAUGGUCGGAUCCAGAUGGUGACUUCUUCCUGUUGGUUUGGAUAUGCAAGUUAUGCAAGUGUUUUUUGUUUUAGUUUGUGAAACGUUUUGAAUAUGACCCAGCCAAGACACUUGACGAAAUGCUGGCUGGGGGAAAUGUGGUCAUGUGUUGUUUUUGCAGGAUGAAAGAUGAACCGGAUAAACUGGUGGAAAGGCUACCAGUAACAGCGUGACGUCAUUCGAGUUAAUAUUACACUGUAUAACUUCAGUAAACUUGUGAUGUACACAGGAAACUUUUGUCAAAGGCUGUACAUUAUAUACACAGUACUGUCCAGAAGUCUUAAGCCACCUGAGAACAUUGUUCAAAGCCAUUUAUUGGAGCGGUUAGAAAAAAUAAAAUAACACAAUCUAUAGUAAACACAAAGAAACAUUAACAAAAAGUUAUAAAUGUUUUUAAGUCAGUGUUUUUUUUUGUGGCCUUUUGAUAGUAGAUGGUCAUGUGAAUAUUUAAGUAGUUCUGCUGUAAAUUCAUCUGAGCUUCUAGCAGGCUUUGCCAAACCUCUUUCUGCAUUUUGAUUGCUUGUCCAAGAAAUCCAACACAGCUUCAGUUGUUGUUGGAUCUGAGUUGGCUGGUCUGAUACUGUUCAUAUGGUACCACCACGCACCACUUCUUGUUACUUUAAUUGUGUUAAUGUUUAUUUGUAUUCAUACUAUUGUAGUGUUUUUCCUCAAGCAAAUAAAGUUAUUGCCCAGUUUACUAGCUUCACACAAUUUCCUCAGGUGGCCUAAAACUUUCACCAUGUACUAUAUGUUUU
Esox lucius (northern pike) is the source of this 8314-nucleotide messenger RNA. RefSeq names its product zinc finger CCCH domain-containing protein 13. Gene Ontology annotation, molecular function: metal ion binding. The record is from RefSeq and is a predicted model, not a curated record. Gene Ontology annotation, cellular component: RNA N6-methyladenosine methyltransferase complex. Lineage: Eukaryota; Metazoa; Chordata; Actinopteri; Esociformes; Esocidae.